AUUCUGCUGAUUUUUAUGGCAGUUUUGCAGAGGUAAACAAUCACACGCUGGUAUGUUGUUAAAUACGGACAUUACGGGUAGCUAUCUAUGUUCUUAAAUUACAAUGCAAGCUAUUGAAAAUAAGCAUCGAGAUUAUGCAGGAAAGGAUAAAGGGAGUCCAGACAAGGAGGAUCGGAAAGAAGUUCGAAAAGGCCGUAAGCCUGGAAGAAAGUCGUCGAAGAUCGACAUGAAGGCCAAACUUGAACGUAGUCGUCAGAGUGCACGAGAAUGCCGGGCUCGAAAAAAGAUUCGGUAUCAGUAUUUGGAUGAGUUGGUGGCUGAUCGAGAGAAGGCGGUGCUGCAGCUGAGAAAGGAGUUAGAAAUGUACACUCAGUGGGCCCGUGCUCUUGAUGAAGGCCAUAUACCAGAAGCAGCAUUGAAGAUGGUAGAAGAAGAGAAGAGGAAGGAGAGAGAGAAACUGUUAGACAGGGACAUAAACCGUCAAUAAUUAUGCUGUGUUUUUUUAAUUGGACUAAAUUGUGCAAUAGUUACCAUUUUAUUUUUGUUUACUGGUCUGCAUUUGCAUAUUUCAUUAUUAUGUAUUUCAGUAUCAGAAAAUUUAUUAAAAUCAUAAAUGUGAAAGAAUCUCAUCGUGUGCUUGUGCAAAAUGAACUGCUUUUGUAGAAUGAACAGCAGUUUGUUUUAGGAUAUUUUAUUUUGACUUCUUACAGAAGAUUGUGAAAAUAGAAUGCAUUAGAAUUUAGAAUAAUGUGGUUUAUAUUUUUAGUAACUUUAGUUGACCAAAAAAAAAUUAUCAAAAGUUUUUUAUUGUUGAAUGCUUGACAGAGGAACGUCUAGCAAAAUUACUUUCAAAAACUGACAUACAAAUAACUCAUAUUUCAUGUAAUCUGUUAUAACAUAGAUAAAUAUUACUUAUCUUGCACUGUUAUUUAUAUAUGUGAUAUUAUUACUUUGUUUUUUAAUUGAAAUAUAUAAUUACUGAGUAUAAAAAAUAUAAGGUUUUAUUUGGUGCAAAUUUUAAAAAUGUUGUUAUUGGGUAUAAUUACCUGAAAGUAAAUUUUGUAGUUGG
Molecule: messenger RNA, 1069 nt
Organism: Stegodyphus dumicola
Lineage: Eukaryota; Metazoa; Arthropoda; Arachnida; Araneae; Eresidae
Biological process (GO): regulation of DNA-templated transcription
Cellular component (GO): nucleus
Molecular function (GO): DNA-binding transcription factor activity
Source: RefSeq, a predicted model, not a curated record